Camelina sativa (false flax) is the source of this 954-nucleotide messenger RNA. NCBI's taxonomy places the organism in Eukaryota, Viridiplantae, Streptophyta, Magnoliopsida, Brassicales, Brassicaceae. The record is from RefSeq and is a predicted model, not a curated record.
AUGGCAAUAGCGGCAAAAGCGCGAUUCGCCGAGGAACAGAGAGACAUCGGAUACUGCCAGCUGUUCGUCGAUAGCCUUUCCGGACCCGCCUUAACUUGGUUCUCAAGGCUUAAGGCAAAUUCGAUCGAUAACUUCACCCAGUUGUCAAAGGCUUUUCUCACACACUAUCAAAUUUUCAUCAAGCGAGGCGUGAUGAAUUCAGACCUUUGGGAGAUGGCCCAAGAACCCGGCAAAUCCAUCGAUAGUUUCUUAGGCAGGUUUAAGGAGAAAUUGGCAAACGUCUCCGUUCAAGAAGACACCACAAUCGCUGCCUUCAGGAAGGGUCUACUUCCUGGAUCCCCGUUGCGGAAGGAUCUUAAUAUCCGGGAAACCAAAGACCUCGAUGAUGCGCUGCACCAAGCCUCCCGCUACGCACUCAUGGAGGAAGAGGACGCACGAUUGGCAGCGAAAAAAACCUCCACACCGUCGUAUCUCCCGAAGGCUAAAAGUCGCGACGAGCAUCACGAGCCCCGGAAGCAUCACGACCCUCAGGAUCGGAAGAAGGGCAUCAUCCAUACAGUCUCCGAAGUGGACAGCCAAAAUAGCCAACCGUCCGACCCAAAGGAGUUAUAUUCCGAUUUCCACAUGAUCGCCGGUCAUUCCACCCACGAGUGUGUCCAUCUAAAGAAUUACCUGUAUGGAAAAUACCUUUCUGGUGAAGUCGAAGCUGUCUUUGAGCCGAAGAGCAUCCGCAGAGAUAGAGGUCGCCGAGGAGGAUGGCGAGGUGGACGAUCUAACGGUGGCCAUGGUACAGGAGGCCGUGGACGAGGCUACAUGAACAAUGGCCCGGCCAACGAUAUUCAACAGCCAGCCAACCAAGUGUUGGCAAAUCAUCAAGAAGAAAUGCCCCAGGUGGACGAACUGCCUGGUCCUCCCAAGCGACAGAGAGGGCAGAAUCCUGAGCGCGCCAAAUAA